AAAGAAUUUUAAAGAAUUUUUUCCUUGUUGGUUUUUUGGCCAGACUCGCCCAGACUCGUAUGCCUUAAAACAUUUCGAGUACCCCCAAGGGGUAAGCGUACCACAGUUUGAGAAUUCCUGCUAUAAUAUAUUUAUAUAUCCCGAAACCGCGGAACCACAAAACCACAAAAACGGCAACACCCAUAGAGUAAUAUAACUAUGGCAACACCGAAAUUCGUUAUCGGCUAUCACGUUUGAUAACACUGCCUGUGAAAUGUAAACAAAGAUGAUGUGUUUGCCGCUACAACACCGUUUUACCGCGUAAAAUCGUACCGAGGUCUUUGUGAAACGUGUGCGCGUGCGGGUGAGCGAAUUUUUGCCUCCAAAUCCACGGCAAACGUCUACUACCAUACUACCACCGUAUUGUCCAGACCACACGUAUCGUUUCCACUCGUCUACUCCUGUCCGCCCGCAUCGUACUUCGUAAUUCCUUGUCAUUUCGCGUUUGACGUCUGCCACUCGUCCACUGCUACUGCUACACCUCUCCGUGCUUGCCGACUUCAAUAAUACGUUCUUUGAUCGACAAUCGACGACAAUAAUAUUAACACAAUGAUGACGAUGAACAAGGAAAACGUAAUGGACAACUCGCAACAGCCACAGAUGACAAAUAAAAAUUUUUUGGAAUCUGUGACUACAUAUAGAGCAAAUUUUGAUGCCUCAAUCGAACCCUUAUUGAAAGAUAAUCCAAGACGUUUUGUCAUAUUUCCUAUAAUAUAUGAUGAUAUUUGGGCCAUGUAUAAAAAACAAGAAGCGUCUUUUUGGAAUGUUGAAGAAGUCAAUUUGAAAAAUGAUCUUGAUGAUUGGAAUAGAUUGACUGAUGAUGAACGUCACUUUAUAUCCCACGUAUUAGCAUUUUUUGCUGCUUCAGAUGGUAUUGUCAAUGAAAAUCUUGUUGAACGAUUUUCUCAAGAAGUUCAAGUGACGGAGGCUAGAUGUUUUUAUGGGUUUCAAAUAAUGAUGGAGAAUAUACAUUCAGAAAUGUAUAGUUUAUUAAUUGAUACAUACAUUCAGGACCCAAAAGAAAAAGACUUUUUAUUUAAUGCUAUUGAAACCAUGCCGUGUGUAAAAAAAAAGGCAGAUUGGGCUCUGAAGUGGAUAAGCGAUAGUAAAGCGACUUUUGGUGAAAGAUUAGUUGCAUUUGCUGCCGUUGAAGGUAUAUUUUUCUCUGGAAGUUUUGCUGCAUUAUUUUGGAUGAAGAAACGAGGAUUAAUGCCAGGUUUAACUUUCAGCAAUGAGCUGAUUUCUAGAGAUGAGGGUUUACACACAGAUUUUGCCUGUCUCCUAUUUAAACACUUAGAACAAAAGCCACCUCAAGCUGUUAUCACACAUAUAAUUUGUGAAGCAGUGACUAUUGAACAAGAUUUUUUGACAAAUGCUUUACCUGUUAGAAUGCUUGGCAUGAGCUGUGAAAGAAUGGCCAUAUAUAUUGAAUUUGUUGCUGAUAGGCUGUUGACUGAAUUGGGGUGUCCUACAGUUUACAGAUCGUCAAACCCAUUCCCAUUUAUGGAACUUAUAUCUCAACAAGGAAAGACAAACUUUUUUGAAAAAAGAGUAGGUGACUACCAAAAAGCCUCGGUGGCUGUUGUUACUGAAACUACUCAAUUAUCGACGAUGGAAAUAACUAGUGAUGACUUUUAAAUUAGGUUUAUUCUAAUAGUGGCAGUAUUUCCUUUUAUUUGUGUACUUAUUUAUCCUGUUUCCUCACACCACCCAUCAGAGGGUAAUUAGUUACUUUAUUUAACCAAAAAGCACUACAUGCACUCUGAAUUAUUUUUGUGAAUAUAAUUAUUUUAUCAAUGACUUUAUAAUUAUAAGAAAACUUUAUUUUUAAAUUUUAUAGUAAAAAGAGAAGUAUUUAAAAUCUUAAUUAAUUAUUAUAUCAUACUUUUCAUAUUUGUCAUAUUUAUAGUUUAAUUGUAAUUUAAAAUUUAGAAAUAUAUGACUAAGUGUUGUAAUUUAUUAUUAUACUUGAUAUUAUAUGUAAAAUUUUCCGAUAGCAGCAGUUAUAUGUACAUACUAAAUAGGAAGUUCUCACUCGGUAGGAGCAAUCAAAUUAAUCUCUGUUCUAAGUUAAAUUUAAUACUUAAAAGCCUACAUUUCAAUGAUUUACUUUGUCAUUUAGCUGUACGGAAAAUUAAUUAGAAAGUCAGUAGCUGUAAUUUGGAAUAUAAUGCAGUUUUUUCAAAGUAAUAA
This is a messenger RNA of Myzus persicae (green peach aphid), 2232 nucleotides long. RefSeq names its product ribonucleoside-diphosphate reductase subunit M2 (gene RnrS). The record is from RefSeq and is a predicted model, not a curated record. Gene Ontology annotation, biological process: deoxyribonucleotide biosynthetic process. Gene Ontology annotation, cellular component: cytosol. Gene Ontology annotation, molecular function: ribonucleoside-diphosphate reductase activity, thioredoxin disulfide as acceptor. NCBI's taxonomy places the organism in Eukaryota, Metazoa, Arthropoda, Insecta, Hemiptera, Aphididae. The transcript has 6 exons. The coding region runs from base 589 to 1677 and encodes 362 amino acids.